Molecule: messenger RNA, 3612 nt
Organism: Populus nigra (black poplar)
Lineage: Eukaryota; Viridiplantae; Streptophyta; Magnoliopsida; Malpighiales; Salicaceae
Product: leucine-rich repeat receptor-like serine/threonine-protein kinase BAM3
Exons: 2
Coding region: 236-3202 (988 amino acids)
Biological process (GO): hormone-mediated signaling pathway; protein phosphorylation
Cellular component (GO): plasma membrane
Molecular function (GO): ATP binding; protein binding; protein kinase activity
Source: RefSeq, a predicted model, not a curated record
ACCUUGGAUGCUGUUAAUGUGCAACAAACAACUUUGCCUUUAGUUUCAUCAGACCUCUUCCCCCUCACUCUGCCACACGCACACCUCUAUCUCUGUGUUGUAUAGCCUCAGUUAAUUUUCAGAUUUUACGAGAUGGACACUUUUUUUAAUAUUUUCUCUCAAUCUGAUAAAUAGGAUAUUCGGUUCUCUAGAACCCAUUUUUAUUUUUUCUCUCUAAACCACCAAAACUACUAGCAUGGCUGCUUCUAAUGUGAAGCUCGCCUUCUUCUCUUCUCUACUCCUUUUUUUCCUGAUCAAUCCCAGCCAAUCACUUUCUUCACAUAAUAUCUAUCUCGAAAGACAAGCUUCAAUCCUGGUUUCUGUCAGACAAUCUUUCGAGUCAUAUGAUCCUUCAUUUGAUAGCUGGAAUGUGUCCAACUACCCGCUUCUUUGCUCUUGGACUGGCAUCCAAUGCGACGACAAGAAUAGAUCAGUGGUUGCUAUUGAUAUAUCCAAUUCAAACAUCACUGGCACUCUAUCACCAGCGAUCACUGAGCUUCGAAGCCUUGUCAAUCUUUCGCUGCAAGGAAACAGCUUCUCUGAUGGGUUCCCACGAGAAAUUCACAGGCUUAUAAGGCUUCAGUUCCUCAACAUAUCCAACAAUCUGUUCAGUGGACAGCUGGACUGGGAGUUUUCUCAGUUGAAAGAACUUCAAGUGCUGGAUGGUUAUAACAACAAUCUCAAUGGUACGCUACCAUUAGGUGUCACCCAACUUGCCAAGCUCAAGCACUUGGAUUUUGGCGGGAAUUACUUUCAGGGGACUAUCCCUCCAAGCUAUGGAAGCAUGCAACAGCUGAAUUAUCUCUCAUUGAAGGGAAAUGAUUUGCGUGGUUUAAUACCUGGCGAGCUUGGUAAUCUUACUAAUCUUGAGCAGCUCUACUUGGGGUAUUACAAUGAGUUCGAUGGAGGAAUCCCACCUGAGUUUGGCAAGCUGAUCAAUCUGGUUCAUCUAGACCUUGCAAAUUGUAGCUUACGUGGACUGAUACCGCCUGAAUUGGGAAACCUCAACAAGUUAGAUACCCUCUUCUUGCAAACAAAUGAGCUCACCGGUCCGAUCCCUCCCGAACUGGGCAACCUGACCAGCAUCAAAUCUCUUGAUCUCUCAAACAACGCGCUAACAGGAGAUAUCCCACUAGAGUUUUCCGGUCUUCAUCGUCUCACCUUAUUGAAUUUGUUUCUUAACAAGUUACAUGGGCAGAUCCCUCAUUUCAUUGCGGAGCUACCUGAGCUGGAAGUCCUGAAGCUUUGGCACAAUAAUUUCACCGGAGUCAUUCCUGCUAAGCUGGGAGAAAAUGGCAGAUUAAUUGAACUUGAUCUGUCAAGCAAUAAGCUUACUGGAUUAGUCCCUAAAUCUCUCUGCUUAGGAAAGAAGCUGCAGAUUCUAAUCCUGCGCAUCAACUUUUUGUUCGGUCCUCUGCCUGAUGAUCUUGGUCAUUGUGACUCUCUCAGGAGAGUUCGGUUGGGGCAGAAUUUUCUGACUGGAUCAAUUCCAAGUGGUUUCCUUUACUUGCCGGAACUGUCACUCAUGGAGCUGCAGAACAAUUAUCUGAGUGAACAGGUUCCACAACAAACAGGCAAGAUACCGUCUAAACUUGAGCAGAUGAAUCUUGCAGAUAAUCACUUAUCUGGGCCGCUUCCUGCAUCCAUCGGCAAUUUCUCCAACUUGCAGAUGCUUCUGCUCAGUGGAAACCGAUUCACAGGGGAAAUUCCACCUCAAAUAGGUCAGUUGAAAAAUGUCCUUACAUUGGACAUGAGUAGAAACAACUUGUCUGGGAAUAUCCCCUCUGAAAUUGGCGACUGUCCUACCUUGACUUACUUAGAUUUGAGUCAGAACCAACUCUCAGGCCCGAUUCCAGUUCAUAUCACACAAAUUCACAUAUUAAAUUACCUUAAUAUAUCCUGGAACCAUUUGAACCAAAGUCUACCCAAGGAAAUUGGGUCCAUGAAAAGUCUAACCUCGGCAGAUUUUUCUCACAACAACUUCUCUGGUUCCAUACCUGAAUUUGGACAAUAUUCAUUCUUCAACUCCACAUCAUUUAUCGGUAACCCUCAACUUUGUGGUUCUUACUUAAACCCAUGCAACUAUUCAUCCAUGUCUCCAUUACAACUCCACGACCAAAAUAGCUCCAGGUCUCAGGUCCAUGGAAAAUUCAAGCUUCUUUUUGCUCUGGGACUUUUAGUAUGCUCUUUGGUAUUUGCGGCUUUGGCAAUUAUCAAGACCCGAAAGAUCCGAAGAAAUUCAAAUUCCUGGAAGCUCACAGCAUUCCAGAAGCUGGGAUUUGGAUGCGAAGACAUAUUGGAAUGCAUCAAGGAAAACAACAUCAUAGGGAGAGGUGGCGCUGGCACUGUCUACAGAGGUUUAAUGGCUACCGGAGAACCAGUAGCAGUCAAGAAGUUGUUGGGAAUAAGCAAAGGCUCGUCUCAUGAUAAUGGCCUAUCUGCUGAAGUGCAAACAUUAGGCCAAAUUCGACACAGGAAUAUAGUGAGGUUGUUGGCAUUUUGUUCCAAUAAAGAGUCCAAUUUACUUGUAUACGAGUACAUGCCAAAUGGAAGCCUAGGUGAAGUUCUGCAUGGGAAGAGAGGUGGUUUUCUCAAGUGGGAUACCAGGCUGAAAAUUGCUAUUGAAGCUGCAAAAGGCCUAUGCUACUUGCACCAUGACUGUUCCCCUCUAAUCAUCCACCGGGAUGUCAAGUCCAAUAACAUCCUGCUCAACUCAGAUUUUGAGGCUCAUGUAGCAGAUUUUGGUCUUGCCAAGUUCUUACGAGACACUGGAAAUUCAGAAUGCAUGUCUGCAAUUGCUGGCUCUUAUGGCUAUAUUGCUCCAGAAUACGCAUACACCUUGAAAGUGGAUGAAAAAAGCGAUGUCUACAGCUUUGGAGUGGUACUAUUAGAGUUAAUCACAGGCAGAAGGCCAGUUGGCGACUUCGGAGAAGAAGGGCUAGACAUUGUUCAAUGGACAAAGACACAGACCAAGUCAAGCAAAGAGGGGGUGGUUAAGAUUCUGGAUCAAAGGCUGGCUGAUAUUCCAUUAAUUGAAGCAAUGCAAGUCUUUUUUGUGGCAAUGUUGUGUGUUCAAGAACAAAGUGUGGAGAGGCCAACAAUGAGAGAAGUUGUUCAGAUGCUUGCACAAGCUAAACAACCCAACACAUUUCACAUGGAGUGACUUCACCAGACACAUUAUAGAAGUUGUUGACAACAAGAAGACAUAGAUGAUUCACUGAUUAUGAGUGGUGAAUGUCGGGGAUGCAACUCUGUUCAAGCAGUAUAACCAGGCUACCUUUGCUGCGAUUAUUAUUUAAAGUAUAUAAAUCAUAAAUGGUGCUUCUUCUUCUUUUCCCUUUUCCCUCUUAAUGGGGUUACUGAUGCUUAAAAGCAUGUCUGGCUCUAAUAUUGUGCAUGCCGUUGAUUAGAGCUAAGCUGUAGUUAGCUUGGAGGGAUGAUUUUGGUCUCUUUAUUUAGGCAUGAAAACAUGAAUAGGAAAAGAUGUACGUACUGCAAACCUAUCUGAUCGUGAUUCCUGGCUUCAUUAUUAUAUAUAUAUGUCAUCAUUUGGAUGGCAUGCUCUUGCUUUUA